AUGACCAAGCACGACCACGAUGAGCCACCUCGCCAGACUCUACGCGACCCUACCACGAGAAAACGAUAUCAGGACCCAUUAGUCGUGUUCGUUGUAGUUCUCAUCGCUUUCCUGGCCUUCUACCGCAUCUACAGCCCUUCCGCUACCAUAAGCUCACCAUCACUUCACGACAAUGACGUCGAUAUUCAGGUUGUCGAGACUUACAAUGAAGACCAACUUCAGGAGGUUGCUGCCUUGAUGGACGAAAUCUACACCAUGCUAGCAAAUGCCUCGUUCAUUCCGCAUGACUCUAUCAAGCGUGGCCCACACCAAAUCAAUUCUACAGCCAGUCCCUCCGACCUGUGCUUAAUGGAGAUCCUCCCAUAUGUAGACGUCCCACUACUCGACGAUGACCAUUGGUUAUGGGGUGGCACUUUUUUCGAUUUCCGGAUAGAUAAAUUCCUGGGCUACGGCUGUGAUCCUGACGAAGCAGACAAAGACCCUUCGUUCCUCAUGCGGCCAGGAAUGGUCCACUUGACCAAUGGCGGCUAG
Messenger RNA from Alternaria arbusti, 531 nucleotides. RefSeq lists its product as uncharacterized. The transcript has 2 exons. The coding region runs from base 1 to 531 and encodes 176 amino acids. Lineage: Eukaryota; Fungi; Ascomycota; Dothideomycetes; Pleosporales; Pleosporaceae. The record is from RefSeq and is a predicted model, not a curated record.